This is a messenger RNA of Phaethon lepturus (White-tailed tropicbird), 1401 nucleotides long. Its product is annotated as mannosyl-oligosaccharide 1,2-alpha-mannosidase IB. Gene Ontology annotation, biological process: N-glycan processing; carbohydrate metabolic process. The annotation marks the transcript as partial. Gene Ontology annotation, cellular component: endoplasmic reticulum; Golgi membrane; extracellular exosome. Gene Ontology annotation, molecular function: mannosyl-oligosaccharide 1,2-alpha-mannosidase activity; calcium ion binding. NCBI's taxonomy places the organism in Eukaryota, Metazoa, Chordata, Aves, Phaethontiformes, Phaethontidae. The transcript is spliced from 10 exons. The record is from RefSeq and is a predicted model, not a curated record.
AUGCUGACUAGCAUUUGUGUCUCCAGAGAAGAAGAGGAACGUCUGAGAAAUAAGAUCCGAGCAGAUCAUGAAAAGGCUCUGGAAGAGGCUAAGGAGAAACUGAAGAAAUCACGUGAUGAGAUUCAAGCUGAGAUUCAGACAGAAAAGAACAAAGUAGUGCAAGAGUUGAAAAAGAAAGACAGCAAGCCACUGCCCCCUGUUCCUUUACCAAAUCUUAUAGGGGUAAACAGUGGAGAACCAGCAGACCUGGAUAUCAGAGAGAAGAGGAACAAAAUUAAAGAGAUGAUGAAGCAUGCCUGGGACAAUUAUAGGCAAUAUGGAUGGGGACAUAAUGAACUCAAACCAAUUGCCCGGAAAGGACAUUCCACCAACAUAUUUGGAAACUCACAAAUGGGUGCUACCAUAGUAGAUGCAUUGGAUACUCUUUAUAUCAUGGGGCUUCAUGAUGAAUUCAGAGAAGGACAAGAGUGGAUUGACAAAAAUCUUGAUUUCAGUGUGAAUUCAGAAGUGUCUGUUUUUGAGGUCAAUAUUCGCUUCAUUGGUGGUCUUCUAGCAGCAUACUACCUUUCAGGACAAGAGGUUUUCAAGAUGAAAGCUGUGCAACUGGCAGGAAAACUUCUUCCAGCCUUCAACACACCUACGGGUAUACCAUGGGCAAUGGUGAAUCUGAAAAGUGGCGUGGGUCGAAACUGGGGCUGGGCUUCUGCUGGCAGCAGCAUCCUUGCUGAGUUUGGUACUCUGCACAUGGAAUUUGUCCACCUCAGCUAUUUGACAGGGGACCCUGUAUACUACAACAAGGUCAUGCACAUUCGGAAGUUACUUCAAAAAAUGGAUCGUCCUAAUGGACUUUAUCCAAAUUAUUUGAAUCCAAGAACAGGCCGGUGGGGUCAGCAUCACACAUCCGUGGGCGGACUGGGAGACAGUUUUUAUGAAUAUUUAUUGAAAGCCUGGCUUAUGUCAGACAAGAUGGACACCGAGGCAAGGAAAAUGUACGACGAUGCAAUUGAGGCCAUAGAAAAACAUCUCAUCAGAAAGUCCAAUGGAGGACUGACCUUCAUUGGGGAGUGGAAGAAUGGGCACCUUGAAAGAAAGAUGGGCCAUUUGACCUGUUUUGCAGGGGGAAUGUUUGCCCUUGGAGCAGAUGGUUCCAGAGAUGAUAAAGCUGGACAUUAUUUGCAGCUUGGAGCUGAAAUUGCACAUACGUGUCAUGAGUCAUAUGACAGGACAACAUUAAAGCUGGGUCCAGAAGCAUUCAAAUUUGAUGGUGGCAUAGAGGCGGUGGCAGUGCGGCAGAAUGAAAAGUAUUACAUCCUAAGACCAGAGGUGAUUGAGACCUACUGGUAUAUGUGGAGAUUCACCCACGAUCCCAAGUACAGGCAGUGGGGCUGGGAGGCAACACAG